Messenger RNA from Uncinocarpus reesii 1704, 2124 nucleotides. RefSeq lists its product as uncharacterized. The transcript has 3 exons. NCBI's taxonomy places the organism in Eukaryota, Fungi, Ascomycota, Eurotiomycetes, Onygenales, Onygenaceae. The coding region runs from base 1 to 2124 and encodes 707 amino acids. The record is from RefSeq and is a predicted model, not a curated record.
AUGGGCGGGAGUGCACCGCCAUUCCUCUACGACCCUCCACCACGACACGCUCCCGCCUCGCCAGAGAGGCCGUUCAAUCCCAAGCUCUAUACCCAGGCCUCUCAGUCCCCGCCAAAGCCGAAACCGAAGAAAAAUGGCCCGCUGAUCAAUUUCAACCAGCAUCCGGACUCGUUCGGGUUGAUCGCGAAUGCCAGAGGCAACAUCAAAUCAAUGAGCCCUCAAACAAAGCGAAGAGUAAACUAUGCGAGGCGGUUCCAACUUGCAUUGCGCGCUCUGACCCUAAUUGGGGCGCUGGGGUUGCUGUUUUGUGUCAUUUGCAUCAAAGGCACAACUGUGACUCUCGCAUGGAUGAUCCGGGUCCCGCCUUGCGUUUCAAUUGUCCAUACCCUCUAUGGAAUAUAUCACCUCUUUCGCUCUGCGAAUGCGCGAACCCCGGCUUCCUCGGCAAGCUAUAUGCUAUUUGCAUCAGUGCUGGAUGCUGGGCUAAUCCCGUUAUACGUAUUUACCGCGAUCGUUUCACAUGUCGAACAUAAAAGCAAAUCAUAUAACUGGGACACGUUGUUUGGGACGACAGAGGCAAAGGAAAUUAUCGUACACGCGACUUUCCUUGCAUGUUCGACAAUCGGUGGACUCCAUCUAAUUUCGCUUGCCUUGGACCUUUAUCUGGCUGUGAUCUUCCGCAAGAUAUCGAAGCUGCCACCCGAUAUGAACCCACUGGAAGACAAUCUUACAUCCCGGAGCCAUAAGCGGAGCAAAUCCGAGAUCGCCGAGAAGCAUUUGAGUCACAGCACGACAGGUUCUGCAGGUGACAAUCGCCAAUCACUUGCUCAGGAACCAUUGAUCCCUACUCGUUCUGUGCCGUUCAUGCAUACUCGGACGGACUCCGCGAGCACCCUUUCUGGGAAUGACAUUCGAGGCCAGGACAGCCCUAGGACUUCGUACUAUUCGGCACAGUCCUAUCGGUACUCGAGGUCUGACCUUCCUAGCCAGCAAAUGUUGUAUUACGAGCAAUUAAACAAAUCAAAAGCGGAUAUUGCGCGCACGCCUGCGCAGCGGCGCGGUACAACGCCAUCUCGUCCUCAGUCAGUUUUUGUGGAUGCUCCUCAGGAGUUGAAUCAGUCCCAUUUGGAUGUCGCAGAUACCAAGACGCGAGACCCAAGCGGCGUUUCUUCUUUAUCAGACGAAAAUUGGUGCAUGCAUUCAUCCUCACCGCCAUCUCCCGAAACAUACCCCGUCGAUGCUGCUGUUCCACCGUUGUCUGUGGCAAAUAGGGCGGCUACACCUAUGAUACCAGAUAUUGACGACGACAAAUGGGUUGAUUCCGGUAUGCCAGAUAUUAUUCAGCAUCGCAGUGACACUGUGGUACGACGUCGAGGUGACUACGCAGCCCUUGACGAUAGUGACGAGAAUGAGAACUUAUAUGACAAAGAAUAUAUCGAAAAUCUAUACGGAUUUGAGCAUGAUUUGGGAGAUCAGCCACUGGGAUUAAAGGAGGAGGAAUACAAUGAUCCCCGACGCAACCUGCCACUGCAUCCGUUGGAGAUGAAUCCACCCACUCCCAGACCAACUGAGGGCUCAGUUACUCCGCGUACGGGUAGUUUGCGUCGCAUUGCAUUGGCGGAUAUACCGAACCCGCCAUCUGACAGUGGGCGAUCCACACCCGUCAAAAAUAGCAAGCUUAGGUCUUAUGGCGAACUUGAACAAACCAAAGCGUCUCCAGCACAACGUGCCGGGAGCUUGCGAGGCAAACCCGCCCUUCCAAAUAGCACCGAAAAAAAGAAGACGCGGUGGAGGCGCAAGACUGGUAAUUACGAGGUCGUCGAUAUCAAUGACAAUGACAGCGAUACCGGCAACGAUAACUUGGCGGAUCAGGAGAAUGGAGAUCGGAAGGGCCGCGUUGUCAGCAAUACCGGUAUUGACUUGGGAUCUGGAGCUACCGGGUACGGAAGUUACAUUGCAGGCCUGGGGGUCGGAAGAAGGCGAGAAGUGAGCGGAAAGGUAGCUGAAGAAGGUCGAGGAGGUAGCCUGGGCCCCGAAGAUGAUAGUCCUGGGACGAAGGGAAAGAGACUGUCCAAGUCAGGGGAUUACCGGGCAGCAGGGUGGGCACGAUUCAAGGGCCUUUGA